GGAUAUCAUGUCCAUUUAUAAGGAGCCUCCUCCAGGAAUGUUUGUUGUACCUGACACUGUUGACAUGACUAAGAUUCAUGCAUUGAUCACAGGCCCAUUUGACACUCCUUAUGAAGGGGGUUUCUUCCUGUUCGUCUUUCGGUGUCCACCCGACUAUCCCAUCCACCCACCUCGGGUCAAACUGAUGACAACGGGCAAUAACACAGUGAGGUUUAACCCCAACUUCUACCGCAAUGGGAAAGUCUGCUUGAGUAUUCUAGGUACAUGGACUGGCCCUGCCUGGAGCCCAGCCCAGAGCAUCUCUUCUGUGCUUAUCUCCAUCCAGUCCCUGAUGACUGAGAAUCCCUACCACAACGAGCCAGGCUUUGAACAGGAAAGACAUCCAGGAGACAGCAAAAACUAUAAUGAAUGUAUCCGGCACGAGACCAUCAGAGUUGCAGUGUGUGACAUGAUGGAGGGAAAGUGCCCCUGCCCUGAACCCCUGCGGGGAGUGAUGGAGAAGUCCUUCCUGGAAUAUUAUGACUUUUAUGAGGUGGCCUGCAAAGAUCGCCUACAUCUUCAAGGCCAGACUAUGCAGGACCCUUUUGGAGAGAAGCGGGGCCACUUUGACUACCAGUCCCUCUUGAUGCGUCUGGGACUGAUUCGGCAGAAAGUGCUGGAGAGGCUCCAUAAUGAGAAUGCUGAAAUGGACUCUGAUAGCAGCUCAUCUGGGACAGAAACAGACCUGCAUGGGAGCCUGAGGGUCUAG
Cricetulus griseus (Chinese hamster) is the source of this 748-nucleotide messenger RNA. The record is from RefSeq and is a predicted model, not a curated record. NCBI's taxonomy places the organism in Eukaryota, Metazoa, Chordata, Mammalia, Rodentia, Cricetidae.